AUGACAGAAUUGGCGAAUUACAAGAGGCUUGAGAAGGUAGGUGAGGGUACUUAUGGUGUGGUUUACAAGGCUUUAGACCUUCGCCAUGGCCAAAGAGUGGUGGCGCUUAAGAAAAUCCGGCUGGAGAGCGAGGACGAAGGUGUGCCCAGCACUGCGAUCCGCGAGAUCUCGCUGCUUAAGGAGCUCAAGGACGACAACAUCGUGAGAUUAUACGAUAUUGUGCACUCAGAUGCGCACAAAUUGUACUUGGUUUUUGAAUUUUUGGAUCUAGAUCUCAAGCGGUACAUGGAGUCGGUCCCCAAGGACCAGCCGCUGGGCGACAACAUCAUCAAGAAGUUCAUGAUGCAGUUGUGCAAGGGAAUUGCGUACUGUCACUCGCACCGGAUCCUGCAUCGCGACCUGAAGCCGCAGAACCUGCUGAUCAACCGCGACGGUAACCUCAAACUGGGGGAUUUUGGGCUGGCUCGUGCGUUUGGUGUGCCUCUGCGUGCGUAUACGCACGAAAUCGUGACGUUGUGGUACCGUGCGCCCGAGGUGUUGCUUGGUGGCAAGCAAUACUCGACCGGCGUGGACAUAUGGUCGAUUGGAUGCAUUUUUGCUGAGAUGUGCAACCGCAAGCCGGUUUUCAGUGGCGAUAGCGAGAUCGACCAGAUCUUCAAGAUCUUCCGCGUCUUGGGCACGCCCACCGAGGCGGUGUGGCCAGACAUCGUGUACCUGCCUGACUUCAAACCGAAGUUCCCCAAAUGGCAUCCAAAGGAACUGCGCCAGGUGGUUCCAUCGCUGGACGAGCAGGGCAUUGACCUACUACAGAAGCUACUGACCUACGAUCCAAUCAACCGGAUCAGCGCCAAGCGCGCGGUGAUGCAUCCAUACUUCCAAGAGAGCGAGUAUUAG
Messenger RNA from Lachancea fermentati, 894 nucleotides. NCBI's taxonomy places the organism in Eukaryota, Fungi, Ascomycota, Saccharomycetes, Saccharomycetales, Saccharomycetaceae. The record is from the annotation of a GenBank genome assembly.